AUGUCAGUACCGGUACUUAAAAGCAACAAAAGUGCCAAUGCCAAUAACGAAGCUUCAUUUAUUUGCUUAUCACCAGAAAUCCAUUGUGAGCUAGUAAAAUUUUUAUCGAUUAGAGAUUGUAUUGCAGUCAGCCAAGCAUGUACUACAUUUCGAAAUAUAUACCGCAUUUCUAGCUGGACUCAUUGUGAUUUGGCUCUUAUUUCGUCAGACCAACAUUUCGAAUACAUUAAUCGCCAUAAAGAAAUAUGGGAAGACGAAAGCUGGGAAUCAUGGGACCUCAAGAAAAUCCAACGGCGUCAGCGGCGACAUGUGUUCCCAUUGUCUUGCAUUUUAAACCCUAAUCGUUAUAGUUGGGUUCUCCCAAACAUAAUUCGAACCAUCCGUGUUCUUAACGUUUGUCAUGAACUACCUGAACAGUCUCAAGAAUAUGAGUUUCUCGAAAAUGCCUUAAAUGUCAUAGCCACUAGUUUCCAAAACGACAGAGAUUCGAAUGCUAGUGAUGUAAGCUAUAAUGCGCUUCGAAAGCUGACAACAUUACAUGCAAUCAACCGGACUGGGUUCGACAAAGUUAUCAAAUCAAACCUUUUAGAUGUUUUUCUUGCAAACAAUAGUAAACUGCCGCUAUUCCAGACCGAAAGCUUUGAUCUUCGUUUGCAAAUCAAUACAAACACUGACAAAUUAGCUGCCCAAAAAAUUCCGGAAAGUGUUUCACAAACUUUUAGUUGCGUUACUGAACUCGAAGUUGUUGGUAAAAAACUGUUUGCAUCACAUUUGCCAUCUCAAUUAAAGCUUGAAAAGCUGCGUAAGCUCUCUUUGCAUGGUUUGCGAGCUCCCUUCCUUACAAAUAUUUUAGAAAUGGUUGCAAAAAAAAGUGUAGCACCAGUGUUAUCCGAGCUGUACUGUGAGCUCGGAGUGCAUCAGCGACAGACUUCCAUUUACGUUCAAAGUGCCAUUGGAGCAGUAGCUGAAUUACCGUCACGGAUAAGUUAUUGUAUGUUGAGGUUAGUGAAUGAAGAUGAAGGUGGAUAUAUUCGUCUUGGUUCUGCACAAGAUGCUGCUUCUCUAGAAAUGAAUCCAUUGUUUAAUGUUCCUGUAGUGACAGACUUGAUAGUUGAAGAGGAUAGCUUUGACUUGACUUUGUUUAGUCGACUUGUGAGGUUCCCUCGUCUUUCCUUUUUAAGAACUCCUCCAUUCAAUUUGACGAGUUUAAGCAGUGAAAAAUUCUCUUAUCAAUAUUUUAACCCCAUGAAUCGAUUAACUAAACUGUCAUAUGAAUUUGGCACCGCGCUUUUUUAUGAGCGACAGAGGGCUCUGACACUACUGCCGAACUUACGGCAUGUACAGUUUUCCGGUGGCUCACCAGACCUCGUCCCCUACAUACCAGAGCUUCUUGACUUCUUUUGCGAUGCUUUUUUGUAUUUUUCGGAGCAUGGAAAGAUCCUUAGUCGUGAUCAGAUACAUAAAAUGUUGGCUGGGAAGCAUAAAGCAAUGGUUCCAGCGUUAAAAGAAGUUCGUUUUCGACUGGAUUCUGAGCAAUAUUCAAGUACGGGAGAAAGUUAUGUCGAAACAUCAGAGUUUGAUGAAAUUGGUGAUAACUAUAGUACAAGCGAUGAAGAAAAUAAUGGCGAACUCCAUGGCGAUGAAGCCCCUGAACAGCAAGCUCAAGCCCAAGAGCAAGUAGUUACAUCAGCAUCAUUGCAUCCAUCAGAUGGAAAUUUAGGUGAUGAAACAAACAAUGAGACAAACCAUGCUGAACUUCUUUAUAAAUACGGCAUUCCUAGUGAUGAAAAUAUUAGUGGGGGAGGUGAUUCCAUUAAACCUUCACAACCAGCUGGAGUUAAUGACAGUUAUUUUGAUAAAAUUGUGGAAUUUCUAACAUAUAUGUUUUACGAUCCCACAGAGUGCUUUCGAGAAUAUCAAUCUAAGAUUGCACCUGAUGAUUUUGGAAUGAUGCUUUUGCUAGGUUUGUGUUGUUGUGAAGCGUACUUUGACAUCAUACUUGACUGCAAAAAUUUAGAGACCGCAUCACUUGAUAUGAGGAUUGCAAGAAUGUGUUAUCCAUCGUUACGGUUUUGUCAGUUUUUAGAACAAUACUAUAAAAAUAAUAGGUCAGAUUUGACUGAUCUCGAUCCGCGUCGACACAAAAUCAAGCAGUACUAUUUAGUGUUUGGACAUAAUGACGAAGAAAAAACCCCAUGUGAGACGAUGUUCAAUGAGAUGGACGAUUGCUUGGAAGUCAAUGGCAGAAAGUUCUUUUUAUCAAAACGAUACGGAAUGUUCCCAUAUCGCCCCAACUUUUUAAAAAUGCGACGAGGAGAAAAAUAUAUGUUGUUCAUGGACUUUGAGCAAAAACGAAAUUUUCAUAUUCCACCGCCUGGAGGAAAAGGAGUGACGAUUAGAGUAGAAGACUUUUGGAAUCGUGAUUUUGAUGGAUGGAUUUAA
Magnusiomyces paraingens is the source of this 2442-nucleotide messenger RNA. RefSeq lists its product as uncharacterized. Bases 1 to 2442 code for a protein of 813 amino acids. The record is from RefSeq and is a predicted model, not a curated record. The transcript has a single exon. NCBI's taxonomy places the organism in Eukaryota, Fungi, Ascomycota, Dipodascomycetes, Dipodascales, Dipodascaceae.